This is a messenger RNA of Linum tenue, 1551 nucleotides long. Lineage: Eukaryota; Viridiplantae; Streptophyta; Magnoliopsida; Malpighiales; Linaceae. The record is from the annotation of a GenBank genome assembly.
CCCACUCACAGGGAAGAUGUGGUCUUCGUGCAUUUAACCAGAGGUCCAUCCAAACGCCAGGCCCUCCUCAAAACUCCCCACCUCCCUCCCCCUUUCCCCUCUCGUUAUCCUUCCUCUCCAGUCUCCUCACCGUCCAAAUCCGCCUUUCCUUUCCCACACCCCAACUACCAUGGCGGCAGGACUCUCCUCCUCCGCCGCCGUUGUAGUUUUCAAACCUCUCCGCCAAUUCCACGGCGCAGCUCGCCCCCUACUCCCCUUCCCUCCUUCGAUUCGGUACAGAAACGAUACAACUACGAACAGUACCGAUUUCUUCCGACGAGGCCGGACGAGGAAGACGAGCUUCGCCGUCUGUUUCGUACUGGAGGAGACGAAGCAGAGCGUCCGCGUUAUUGACGACCGCCAGAUCGAGAAUCCGACUGACGGGGAGGAAGAGCCGAUGAUUGAGGAGGCGGAGGAAACGACGCCGGCGCCGACGCCGACGCCGCAGAUCCUGCCGCCUCGCGUCGCGGAGAGGCUGGCCCGGAAGAAAUCGGAGAGGACUACUUAUCUCGUGGCCGCCGUCAUGUCGACUUUAGGCAUCACUUCCAUGGCCGUCAUGGCCGUUUACUACCGCUUCCACUGGCAAAUGGAGGGAGGAGAGGUGCCGUUAUCGGAAAUGUUCGGCACAUUCGCUCUCUCAGUCGGCGCCGCCGUGGGAAUGGAAUUCUGGGCGAGAUGGGCGCACAAGGCGCUAUGGCACGCCUCUUUGUGGGAGAUGCACGAGUCCCACCAUCGACCGAGGGAAGGGCCGUUCGAGCUAAACGACGUGUUCGCAAUAAUAAACGCCGUUCCAGCUAUCGCCCUCCUCUCUUACGGUUUCUUCACCAAAGGCCUAAUCCCGGGCCUCUGUUUUGGAGCUGGACUGGGAAUUACGGUGUUUGGGAUGGCCUACAUGUUUGUCCACGAUGGUCUCGUACACAAGCGAUUCCCCGUGGGUCCCAUCGCCAACGUGCCUUACUUCCGCAAGGUUGCUGCCGCCCACCAGCUUCACCAUACGGAGAAGUUCGAAGGAGUCCCAUAUGGGCUGUUCCUUGGACCCAAGGAACUAGAGGAAGUUGGAGGACUUGAAGAAUUGGAGAAGGAGAUUGCUAGGAGAAUCAAAGCUUACAAGGGUUCUUGACUUUUUCCCCCCCUCUUCUUUUACGGGGUCUCCUGCCUCAAAUUUUGGAUUAAUUAGUACUACUGGAGAAUUGUUUAUCGAGGAAAAAAAAAAGGAAAAAGGAAAAUGAAUGAAAAUCAGAUCAUAGGAAUAUGUAGCUAAUUAAAGCUGCAGUUAUGUAAAUUCUCAAUUCGAUACGCUCAAGGACUUUAGUUCUUGUGGUUAUGUAGUAGUUGGUUGUCUAUGUGAAACAAUCCAUGUUUGUAAGAAGGGGAAAAAAAUAUUAUAUGUAGAUGCCAUCCAGAUUCACGAUUAGUGGUAUUAUCUAUAAAUCAAAUUUUUAUUUUUGUAUAUAGAAGCUCUUCUAUCUUGAAUGAUCUUGUUCAACCAUGUAAGAUUUCCAAUCAGUCAGU